AUGAAGAUACCAUUUAUACUUUUAGUUACAGUCGCCAUAGUUUCUGCGACUACGGCUGGCAAUAGCCAUUUUUCCGUUCCCGGAGCCCUCCUUGGCUGUGUUAACCAGGUUGCGCACGCUACUGCGUCUAGCCACCGAGACUUCCAAAGUAUCUGCGCUAAAAGAGACCAAGUUUUAAAAUGUUUAGUAGACAACUGUGCCUUUGGAAACUUUCUGCAGGCAAGAGAUCACUAUUUAGGAACCUGCUUAUGCAUGGUCUCUGAAUUACAAAACAAUACUCGGUAUACCUUCUUCAAGCAGCCUCAUGAAAAUGACCCUAAAACAAUUGCAAGAGGAUCUACUGCAGAUUAUUGGAAAGCCGAGAGCAUGGCAAGAAAAGUUGCCAUAAAAGAAUAUAAUCAGUCCCGGAAGUAUUCAAAUGCCACGAUUACACCGGCAAUCAAGCCACCAAAGAAUGAACUAAGGGAACAUCAAAUACAAAAUAAUGAACAUAACAAAGAUAUAAAUGACACCACUACAAUUUUGGCAUCGUCACGCAAAAUUCGGCAAAAGGAUGCAAUUCCUUUGGAGGAGAAAACAUUUGACGAGGUAUCAGAAUUCAGACAGUUUGCCCCGAAAAAGGUAGAAAAUUACUACGACGACUUUACAACAAUAACUACUGAGAGAGUUUUAUCAACUCCCUUGCCUGUGCAGGAUGUGCAUCUUGCAAGUACUAAUAUUGCGCUCUCAUUGAAAUUUGAUAAAGAAUUAUUGCAAGAACAGACGGAGAAGCAAUUGGAUGACUUUGAUGAUGACUCCGAUUCUCCUGAGAAUUCCGAGAAUAACGACGAUCUCGAUGACUUGUUUGGAGGUACCAAAAUCUCCAAUGACAACAGGAGAAGAAGAAGACGCAAAAAGGGUCACGAAAGAAAAAUAAAAGGCCGAAAGAAGAAGGUGUACAAGGCCGACAGAGAGAGAAAAUGGAGAGCCAAAGAUCGUAAUAAAUGGGAGAAAGCUAAAAGUUUCUUUACAGGAUACGAGGAUAUAGGAGAGAAAGAAGAAGAAGAAUAA
Messenger RNA from Brettanomyces nanus, 1050 nucleotides. RefSeq lists its product as uncharacterized. The record is from RefSeq and is a predicted model, not a curated record. Lineage: Eukaryota; Fungi; Ascomycota; Pichiomycetes; Pichiales; Pichiaceae. The coding region runs from base 1 to 1050 and encodes 349 amino acids. The transcript has a single exon.